UACUCACAGCCCACACCCGCUGGGGCGCAGAAGCUAGAAGCCGUACCAUGGCUGGCAAGAAAGUCUGCAUUGUCGGCUCCGGGAACUGGGGCUCAGCCAUUGCCAAGAUCGUGGGUAGCAAUGCAGCCCGGCUGGCACACUUUGACCCUCGGGUGACCAUGUGGGUGUUUGAGGAAGACAUCGGGGGCAGAAAGCUAACUGAGAUCAUCAACACACAGCAUGAGAAUGUCAAAUACCUACCAGGGCACAAGCUGCCCCCCAAUGUGGUGGCUGUCCCAGAUGUGGUUCAGGCUGCAACAGGUGCUGACAUCCUGAUCUUUGUGGUGCCCCAUCAGUUCAUUGGCAAGAUCUGUGACCAGCUCAAGGGCCACUUGAAGGCCAAUACUAUCGGCAUAUCUCUAAUUAAGGGGGUAGACGAGGGCCCCAACGGGCUGAAGCUCAUCUCUGAAGUCAUUGGGGAGCGCCUUGGCAUCCCUAUGAGCGUGCUAAUGGGGGCCAACAUUGCCAGCGAGGUGGCUGAUGAGAAGUUCUGCGAGACGACCAUUGGCUGCAAGGAUUCGGCCCAGGGACAGCUCCUGAAGGAGCUAAUGCAGACGCCCAACUUUCGCAUCACUGUGGUACAAGAGGUGGACACAGUGGAGAUCUGUGGGGCCUUGAAGAACAUAGUGGCCGUCGGGGCUGGCUUCUGUGACGGGCUUGGCUUUGGCGACAACACCAAGGCAGCAGUGAUCCGGCUGGGGCUCAUGGAGAUGAUCGCCUUUGCCAAGCUCUUCUGCCGAGGCUCUGUGUCCUCUGCCACCUUCCUGGAGAGCUGCGGCGUUGCUGAUCUUAUCACUACCUGCUAUGGUGGGCGGAACCGCAAAGUGGCAGAGGCCUUUGCUCGCACUGGAAAGUCCAUUGAGCAGCUGGAGAAAGAGAUGCUGAAUGGGCAGAAACUCCAGGGGCCCCAGACAGCCCGGGAGCUACACAGCAUCCUCCAGCACAAGGGUCUUGUGGACAAGUUUCCCUUGUUCACUGCUGUGUACAAAGUGUGCUAUGAGGGUCAGCCGGUGGGUGAGUUCAUUCACUGCCUGCAGAACCACCCAGAACACAUGUGAGCGGAACCAGGGCCCAGGACAGGCAGCUCCUUUACCCCAACGGAGACAAGCAGAAGCUGACGCCACUUGUCAUCAGAAUGAUCUGCAGUACCCCCCCACACCCCCCGCCAGCGGGGUCCUCACUGAAGGACACUGAGGACGAGGGGCUGUGGGGCUCCACACCUGGAGAUACAGGGUUCUGUUGCCCAGCCUGCGGCCUCUUGCAGAACUGGAGCGUCCUCACUGUCUUCUGGGAGGCGCAGAAUCCAGCCUGCUCCAGGGCCGGGGUGGGGGAAGGGAAAGUGUCAGGUCCAGGGCUGCAGUUCUGCCUCACACACACUGGGAAUCUGUCCCAAGCCCCAUGAAGUGACUGAAGAGGUAUGAGGCAAAGCUGCCAAGGGGAAGGGUCUGGACACCUGAGCUGACCAGGCCCCAGAGACCCCUUGGCUGACCUCUGCUAGGCCCCACACAGCAUCAAUGAUCUCGGUAUUUGUUAGCAAAAUACAAAGAUCUCAAACAACUCCCUUCUAACUUCUCCUAGCAACAAUUGCGUCCUCAGAAGCCUCUGCUCAUUCUGCUUCCCCCUCCCCGGGGCGACUCUGGCCAAGAGUUGCUCCACUCUGGCAUCUCUGGCCCCCAGGGUUUGCCAUUCUUCCCAACGACUUCCUGGUUCCUAGAGCUUUGCCAGCGCCUCCCCACCCUGUGUGACCUUUUCAAGUUCUUCCUUGCCUGCACCCGGCCGCCAGCACCCUCUUUGGGGAGCAGGAACUUAAUCUGCUGACAGGGCUACACUUUUUCAUAGCAGGCUCAGAUCACCCAGGCUCACCUGACCUUCUUACUUGUCCCAUCUCCCUGUCAGUAGUUCUGGCUGGGGGAAGUGUCAGCCAGCCUCUCCUACUGCGGACACUUUUUAAAAGGUACCCCAAGCCCAUCUCUUUCUUCUCAGGGUCCGCCCCACAAGGCCACUUCUCUUUGGGGUCAUCACCACCCUCUUCUUUAACACCGCGUAGGAUUCAUAGCUUAUCUUCACCAGCUCCUUCAUCCUGUAUUCUUGACUCUGCCCCUUCCUCUUGCCCAGCCCAGUACCUCCUUCAGCUGUUCUCAAACAGCUGGGAGUGCUAGCCAGCCUCUGGAGGCUUGGGGCCAAGGAGUAGCUCAAAGGUUCAGUAGGUUUCCACAGUGGUCAGUGCUCCUGAUAGUCCAAUGCCAGCUCUCCUAGGAAUGAGGUCCUCGGGAAGUACUGACCACACGCAUCCGAAGAUGGGAAAGUCAAGGGAGGGACCACUGAGAACAGCCUGCCCUGGGGUGAGGGAAGAACAGAAGGGGGAAGGGACCUAGGCUCUGCACUGGCUUUUUUCCAAGCUUGGGGCAGCAGGAGAAUGUCACAGAUCAGCAGCCUGCAGCCCAAGCUAUAAAUAGUCGCCGAGAGUUGAGAGGGUUCACCCUCCAGCAGGGGUCUCCAUUUCGUGUGUGGCAGCAACUGGCACACUGUGGCUCUGGCCAGCUUUAUGUUAAACUGACACACUAAGGUGCCAGGCUCCCCUCUGCUCCUAGCCUUUAAGAGUUCGGUCUCACCAGUGAAGGUCGAGUAAGGUGAAGAGGGGGAGCCCUUUCAUGCCUGCUGGCUGGGCCGGAACCCUCCCACACAUUGACUGAUUCAGAGCUGCCUCCCAGGAGGCUGGGGUAGGAUGCAGACCCAGAUUCCAACACCUUCACUCUGCUCAAUCAGGCAACUGUGGAUCUGAGGUCCUCUGUCAGGCCACUUGUCUACCCAAUAAAGUGUUGUUUUUCCAGAAA
Molecule: messenger RNA, 2873 nt
Organism: Onychomys torridus (southern grasshopper mouse)
Lineage: Eukaryota; Metazoa; Chordata; Mammalia; Rodentia; Cricetidae
Gene: Gpd1
Product: glycerol-3-phosphate dehydrogenase 1
Exons: 8
Coding region: 48-1097 (349 amino acids)
Biological process (GO): carbohydrate metabolic process; glycerol-3-phosphate catabolic process
Cellular component (GO): cytosol; glycerol-3-phosphate dehydrogenase (FAD) complex
Molecular function (GO): glycerol-3-phosphate dehydrogenase [NAD(P)+] activity; protein homodimerization activity; NAD binding
Source: RefSeq, a predicted model, not a curated record